AUGGGUAGCAAGGAGAAGGAACCGAAUUAUUUGGAUAUUCUGAAAGAACAGUUUAGUGCUCUUCAGUCUGAAUACCUGGAAUUGCGUCGAAAAUACGAUUUGGAGCGUGCUGCGACGUCAUCAGAAUCAGAAGACACUUUCCCGGGACGUCUUCUGAAUCUGACGUCUUCUCUCCUCCAGAAACCAAAAUUCAGUGACGUCACAUUCAGAAUCUCAUCGUCAUCGUCGUCAACGCCUUCUGAAUCCACCGUAACCGUAAUCCCCGCCCACAAAUUCGUGUUGACCGCCCGUACCGACUACUGGAAAUUGGAUGAUGACGUCACUGGACAGAUUCAGGAGAUUUCAGAAGACGUCGUCGAUUUGGAUGCAUUCCAGACGGCGAUUCGAUGGAUUUAUACGGAUCAAAUUGAAAUGAAAACGAUGAGCGAUGAGAAGUUGCUCAGAGUGUGCGAAACGGCCGCUCAUUUUCGGUUGGAACAGUUGAAGAAUGUAUGUGUCCAACAACUGGGCGCCCGUCUCCACGUGGAUAAUUGCAUUCAAAUCUACGAAUUCGCCGAAAAACAACAGCUCCGCCCACUUUCUACAGUAUGCGGCACAAUGAUCGCCUCUUCGUGGCCCCAACUAGGCCCCGCCCACUUUGCAAAAAUGACCGCGCCGCUGUUGUAUCGAUUGAUUGAUGGAAACACCAAAAACGUGCUUCACAGUAUCGUAUCGAUCGGUCGGGAAGACGUCCUUUUUCUGUAUUUUAUGCAGAAUUCUGAACGAAUUCCCGAUUGUCUGAAUGAGAUGGACGCGGAGGGGGCGACCGCUCUGGAACACGCACUUUGCUCGAGUCACGAAAAAGCGCGUCUAAUCGCUGAACAACUCAUAGAGAAGAAGGCCAAUGUGAAUGUGAAGGAUAAGGAGAGAGGAGAGACGAUUCUGAUGAGAAUGUGUAGGAAAGAAAACUACUCGGCCAUGGAUUUUCUUCUGAAAAACGGAGCGGACGCGAGAAUUUGUCAAUCACCUGGGGACUAUAACGUCGUCCACGUCGCCACGCGGAUUCAUUCCGAUCAAGUGGGAAAAUGGAUUGAGGAGAAUAAGGAGAAACUGGAUUUGAAUAAGGUCGAUGCGGAGGAGAGAACACCCCUAAUGUGUGCCGUCAUCUCAAACAACCACCUCAUCUGCGAAUCACUCAUCCGAAGCGGUGUCCACCUCGACGUGGCGACUUCAGAAGGCCACACAGCUCUCUCCACAUGUCUUCUGAUAUCCGACGCUCCGAAUCGUCGAAUUUCAGAACUUUUAAUCCAAAAUGGGUCUCAAGUGGACUUCCGAAUCUACAGUAACCGUGUACCGUUUCUCAAUGAAAUUGUCUCUCGUCGGGAUACUGUAGGCGUUGAGGCUCUCCUCGCCGCUGGUGUCGAUUGCCACGUGGCGGAUUCUGAGGGGAAGACGGCGUGCCACGUGGCGGCCGAGACGGGCGCCACGGAGAUUAUGAGUCGGAUUGUGGAGGCGAGGAGGGGUGGGUUACGGUGGACAAGGGAUUCGGAGGAUAGGACGGCGUUGGAUAUUGCCGUCGAGAGGAGGGAUUUGAAGACGGCCAGGAUUUGUAUUAAAGGCGGUGCCGACGUGAAUUCGCAUGACAAAAAUGGGCGGAGCCUCCUAUCGAAAGCGAUCGUAUCGGAUGACGAUGAAAUUGGUGUGUUCCUUAUCGAAAAUGAUGCGAGAGCGAAGAAUGAGGAUCGAAUCCAUGGAAAAUCGUAUCUAGAAUCGGCGUGUGAACGUGGUCUCCUCAACACAGUUCGCUCGUUCAUUUCGAAUGGAUGUAAACUGAAUUCCCGUUGUUCCACAGGGUACACUCUGAUCCAUGCGGCACUCAGUCAACACAAAUUGGAUGUGGCCGCGGUUUUGGUGAAUUUCGGAUGCGAUUUGGAGUCGAAAGUGACACUGAACACGAGUGGAGACGUCAUGGAAGAGGGGGAUGAGUCUACCAACUGGUCUACUCGACAAACCCUUCUCCACCGUCUAAUCGAUGACGGCGAUCAGCAAGGAGCGGUGUUUUUGAUAGAGAACGGGGCGGAUGUGAACGCCCGUAGGGAAUACAGUAACCCAUCGGACGACGAUCUAUUCACACCGUGUCAUAUGGCCAUUUCGUGGGCUCAAAAUGAGAUUUUAAUGGCUUUGAGAGAUAAGGGGGCGGAUUUGUCGGCUGUCGAUACGGAUGGAAGAACACCCGCUCAUAUUGGGGUUAGGGAACAGAAUGUCGAUGGGGUCAAGAUUCUCCUUGAAGCGGAAAAUGUGGAAUUCAUUCCGAUUCGUGAUAAAUUCGGACAAACUAUUCUAUCACAAUCGAUGGCUGUGAAAGAUCAUCAGAUAGCCUCUCUAAUCGUCGCCCGCUUUUUUUCACUCCGAAACUCUAAUUUCUUGCAGAUAGCCUCUCUAAUCGUGGCCCGUCAACCUCACGCGGCCGUCCAAACGAAUGGAAACGGAGAGAAUUUGUUGCAUCAAGCAAUCCGUCAGAAUGAUAUUGAGAGUGUUCUAUUCCUUCUAGCAGUCGCCAAAGCGGAUCCAUGUCGUCCGAUAACCGAUGGAAGUGGGAAGACACCCCUCCAUUUGGCAGCCGUCGCCCGUGACGAAAUGAUUCUGAGAAAUCUGAUUCUUGUGAAUGACGACGUCAAUGUCACGUCUUCUGAUGGAACCACUCCACUACUGGAGGCAUUAAAACAUCGAAAUGAUAAACAUGCGGGCAUUCUCAUGGAGAAUGGGGCGGAGCCGAAUUUAAAGGAUGAAUAUGGGGAGAAUGCAAUGCUAUGCGCCGUCCGUAGUGGAUCACUCGACUGUAUUCGUGCCGUGGCGGACAGUCCGAAAACCAAUCGAUACGCGAGGAAUAAGAUUGGUUACACAUCACUGCACAUUUGCGCUCUACUGACAAUCGACAAAUUGCCGAAACGAACGACGAGUAGUGACGUCAUCGAGUUGAUACUGAAUUACGAGGAGACGGAGGAAUCGAAAUGGAAUGAAAAACAGUUUGCAAGUUUCAUUGAUGCACGAGAUUCCGAUGGAAAUACGGCACUCAUGAUUGCAUACUCACAGGGAAAUGCCGGGGUGUGCAGAUCCCUCCUGAAACGACGUGCUUGCAUGGGUCAACGAAAUAAUGGAGACGUGAAUGUGUUCACGUACGAGACGGCCACAAAACAACUCCUUCUCGGUUUAUUGGAAUCCCUAGAAUCAGAACCCCGUUGGUCUGACGGUGACACGUGUGACUGUGGCUCCAAAUUCUCCCUGACAUCCCGAAAACAUCACUGCCGUCAUUGUGGUCGUCACGUGUGCUCCAAAUGCUCCGAGACGACAAUGCCCAUCGCAAAAUACGGAGAAGAGAAGCGAGUUAGAGUGUGUGAUGUGUGUGCACACGUCAUCUCCACUGGCACUGCGCCACGACGAUAG
Molecule: messenger RNA, 3423 nt
Organism: Caenorhabditis remanei
Lineage: Eukaryota; Metazoa; Nematoda; Chromadorea; Rhabditida; Rhabditidae
Exons: 17
Coding region: 1-3423 (1140 amino acids)
Molecular function (GO): protein binding; metal ion binding
Source: RefSeq, a predicted model, not a curated record